This is a messenger RNA of Diaporthe batatas, 871 nucleotides long. RefSeq lists its product as uncharacterized. The record is from RefSeq and is a predicted model, not a curated record. The transcript has a single exon. Lineage: Eukaryota; Fungi; Ascomycota; Sordariomycetes; Diaporthales; Diaporthaceae. Bases 115 to 846 code for a protein of 243 amino acids.
CUGUGACCCAGCUCCGUAUAGUUACCAUCUGCCCCUGCCCCAGCUAUGUGAAACAAAGAUUUGAACCACCGUCUGUUGUUAUUUCCAACCACAGUCAUCCCAGUAUCAAAUAUCAUGAACGGAUUCAAGAACAGCCCCGUCAUCAAACGCGAAGCGCCUGAUGCCGUGGUCUUUGACCUCUCCGAACCUCACCAAGUCACCGUCACCUUACCUGCCGGUUCAACAUGGAGCAGUGGCCUGCACUGGCACGAGCACCAUGUUGAAUACCUGCGCGUUGUCAAGGGCAGGGUACAAGUCACACUGGAUAGUCAGGUCCGCACGAUAUCAGCAUCAGACGCCGAGACGGAAGUGAGGGUCGACCGGAACGUUUGGCACGAUUGGAGGCGGGCUGAUGUCGAAGAUGACGAAGAUGUGGUGGUUGUGGAGCGGACCGAGCCCGAGGAUGGCGAGAAGGCAAUUUUCUUUUGGAACCUGAACGGGGUCAUUCUCAAGGCACAGGACAUGAAGUGCCCGCCCUAUAUGCCGAAGCUGCUACAUCGUCUCUUACUGGAUGCAUGGGUCACUCUCAGCCUUUUCGCCAUCUUCCGCGUGCUUGACAACACCCCUGUGUUCGUCAACAUCCUCCAUGCCUUUUCGAAACGCGGGUUCGUCUUUGCGGAGAAAACGUUGGGACAUACUGCCUUACGCGCCGUCGACGUUGUCAUUUCUCGUGUUCUCCUGCUUCUCGCGUCUGCCAUCUCACUCAUAUUUGGUAUCAGAGCUGUGCGGGAUGAGUUCACUCCAAAUGAGGUGCGACAGAACUGGAUCGCUUCCAAGACUGACCGGACGAGAACCAAAGAGGCUUGAAUUUUCUUUUGCUUCAGGGCUCCGG